AUGGCCGACUUCGACGUUGAGGCUGUGCUCAAGAAGCUCAACAACUCUGAGAAAGUCGACCUGCUGGCAGGUAUCGAUUUCUGGCAUACGAAGCCCUUGCCCGAACACGGUAUCCCUUCCAUCCGUCUCACCGACGGCCCCAACGGCGUUCGCGGUACCAAGUUCUUCGAUGGCGUCAAGGCGGCCUGUUUCCCCUGCGGCACCGCGCUGGGAGCCACUUUCAACACGGCCCUCCUCGAGGAGGCCGGCAAGAAGAUGGGCGAGGAGGCCAAGCUGAAGGGCGCCCACUGCAUCCUCGGCCCGACCAUCAACAUGCAGCGCGCCCCGCUCGGCGGCCGCGGCUUCGAGUCGAUCGGCGAGGACCCCGUGCUGGCCGGCCUCGGCUCCGCCGCCCUCUGCAACGGCAUCCAGAGCACCGGCGUGCAGGCCACGCCGAAGCACUUCGUGUGCAACGACCAGGAGCACAGGCGCAACGCCGUCCAGAGCAUCCUCACCGACCGGGCCCUGCGCGAGAUCUACGCCAUGCCCUUCCAGCUGACCGUCCGGGACUCCACCCCGGGCGCCUUCAUGACCGCCUACAACGGCGUCAACGGCACCUACUGCAGCGAGAGCCCCGACCUGCUCGAGAAGCUGCUCCGCGGGGAGUGGGGCUGGGACGGCAUGGUGAUGAGCGACUGGUACGGCACCUACUCCACCACCGAGGCCGCCAACGCGGGCCUCGACCUCGAGAUGCCGGGCCCCACGCGCUUCCGCGGCGAGGCGCUCAAGUUCAACGUCUCGACGGAUAAGGUCAAGCAGCAUGUCCUCGACGAGCGGGCCCGUUGCGUGCUCAAGUUUGUCAAGGAGUGCAUGAAGCUGGGGAUCCCCGAGAACGCCCCCGAGACGACCGGUAACACGCCCGAAACGGCAGAGCUCCUGCGACGCAUUGGCGGCGAGUCGCUGGUCCUCUUGAAGAACGACAAUAAUGUGCUGCCUUUGAAAAAGGACAAGAAGACCGUCGUUAUCGGCCCCAACGCAAAGAUCGCCACCUACCACGGAGGCGGCUCGGCAGCCCUCGCCGCCUACUACGCGGUCACACCGUUCGACGGCAUCAGCCAGAAGCUCGCAUCCCCCCCCGUCUACACCGAGGGCUCCUACUCCCACAAGCUGCUACCUCUGCUGGGCAACGUUGUCAAGUCGCCCUCGGGGGAGCCCGGCAUGUUGAUGCGGGCGUACAGGGAGCCGCCGUCCGAGGCCGUCCGCGAGUGCGUCGACUCGCGCGUGGUCACCAAGACGGAGCUGAACCUGGUCGACUACUACGAGAUCAAGGAGCCGCUCUGGUACGCCGACUUUGAGGGCUCCUUCGUGGCCGAGGAGGACUGCACGUACGAGGUGGGCGUGAUCGUCUGCGGCGCGGCCAAGCUCUUCGUCAACGGCGAGCUGGUGGUCGACAACGCGACGGCGCAGCGGCAGGGCGACGCCUUCUUCGGCGCGGCCACGGUCGAGGAGAAGGGCAAGGUCGAGCUCAAGAAGGGCGCGACGUACCACUUCAAGGUCGAGUUCACGUCGGCGCCGGCGUCGAAGCUGCAGGGCAACAACGUCGUCUUCGGCGGCGGGGCGCUGCGCGUGGGCGGCUGCAAGGUGAUCGACGACGAGGAGGAGAUGGCCAAGGCGGCGGCGCUGGCCCGGGACGCGGACCAGGUCAUCAUCUGCUCCGGGCUCAACGCCGACUGGGAGACCGAGGGCCACGACCGCGAGCACAUGGACCUGCCGGGCUACCUGGACGCUCUCAUCGCCGCGGUGGGCAAGGCCAACCCCAACACGGUGGUGGUCAACCAGUCCGGCACGCCGGUGACGAUGCCGUGGGUCGACGACGUGGCGGCGGUGGUGCAGGCGUGGUACGGCGGCAACGAGACGGGCAACGCCAUCGCGGACGUGCUCUUCGGCGACGUCAGCCCCUCGGGCAAGCUCUCGCUCAGCUUCCCGCGCCGGCUGCAGGACAACCCGGCCUACCUUAACUACCGGGCCGAGUUCGCGCGCACGCUGUACGGCGAGGACGUGUACAUCGGCUACCGCUUCUACGAGGCCGUCGGGCGGGAGGUGCUCUUCCCCUUCGGGCACGGCCUGUCCUACACGACCUUUGCCUUCUCGGACCUGGCGGUCAGCGAAGGGGAUGAUGGUGAUGGUGAUGGUGAUGGUAAGCUGAGGGUCGACGUGACGGUCACCAACACGGGCGCCGUGCAGGGGAGCGAGGUGGUGCAGGUGUACGUGGCGCCGAAGCAAAAGUCGCGCGUCAACCGGCCGGUCAAGGAGCUCAAGGGCUUCGCCAAGGUGUCGCUCGCGCCCGGGGAGAGCAAGAAGGCCACGGUGGAGAUUGUGGCCAAGUACGCGGCCAGCUACUGGGACGAGGACAGGGGUCAGUGGUGCGUGGAGGCGGGGGAGUACGAAGUCAUCGCGUCGGACAGCAGCGUUGUCUCGGACAAGGCUGUCCGGGGUUCGUUUAGCGUUGCCGAGACCUACUGGUGGUCUGGUCUGUAA
Messenger RNA from Sodiomyces alkalinus F11, 2517 nucleotides. Its product is annotated as glycosyl hydrolase family 3 N terminal domain-containing protein. The coding region runs from base 1 to 2517 and encodes 838 amino acids. The transcript is spliced from 3 exons. Lineage: Eukaryota; Fungi; Ascomycota; Sordariomycetes; Glomerellales; Plectosphaerellaceae. Gene Ontology annotation, biological process: glucan catabolic process. The record is from RefSeq and is a predicted model, not a curated record. Gene Ontology annotation, molecular function: beta-glucosidase activity.